Chlamydomonas reinhardtii is the source of this 2023-nucleotide messenger RNA. RefSeq lists its product as uncharacterized. Gene Ontology annotation, cellular component: chloroplast thylakoid membrane. NCBI's taxonomy places the organism in Eukaryota, Viridiplantae, Chlorophyta, Chlorophyceae, Chlamydomonadales, Chlamydomonadaceae. The record is from RefSeq and is a predicted model, not a curated record. Gene Ontology annotation, molecular function: proton-transporting ATP synthase activity, rotational mechanism. The coding region runs from base 34 to 1110 and encodes 358 amino acids. Gene Ontology annotation, biological process: proton motive force-driven ATP synthesis. The transcript has 5 exons.
GCACCUUGUUCGCCGCUCUUUCUAGGGACAAAAAUGGCCGCUAUGCUCGCCUCUAAGCAGGGCGCCUUCAUGGGCCGCAGCUCCUUUGCCCCCGCCCCCAAGGGCGUCGCCAGCCGCGGCUCCCUGCAGGUGGUGGCCGGCCUGAAGGAGGUCCGCGAUCGCAUCGCAUCGGUGAAGAACACCCAGAAGAUCACCGAUGCCAUGAAGCUGGUGGCUGCCGCUAAGGUCCGCCGUGCUCAGGAGGCUGUGGUGAACGGCCGCCCCUUCUCGGAGAACCUGGUCAAGGUCCUCUACGGCGUGAACCAGCGCGUCCGCCAGGAGGAUGUGGACUCGCCCCUGUGCGCUGUCCGCCCCGUCAAGUCGGUGCUGCUGGUUGUGCUGACCGGCGACCGCGGUCUGUGCGGCGGCUACAACAACUUCAUCAUCAAGAAGACCGAGGCCCGCUACCGCGAGCUUACCGCUAUGGGCGUGAAGGUCAACCUGGUGUGCGUGGGCCGCAAGGGUGCUCAGUACUUCGCCCGCCGGAAGCAGUACAACAUCGUCAAGUCCUUCUCGCUGGGCGCUGCUCCCUCGACCAAGGAGGCCCAGGGCAUUGCUGACGAGAUCUUCGCCUCGUUCAUUGCUCAGGAGUCGGACAAGGUGGAGCUGGUGUUCACCAAGUUCAUCUCGCUGAUCAACUCGAACCCCACCAUCCAGACCCUGCUGCCCAUGACCCCCAUGGGCGAGCUGUGCGACGUGGACGGCAAGUGCGUGGACGCCGCUGACGACGAGAUCUUCAAGCUGACCACCAAGGGCGGCGAGUUCGCCGUGGAGCGCGAGAAGACCACCAUCGAGACCGAGGCCCUGGACCCCUCGCUCAUCUUCGAGCAGGAGCCCGCCCAGAUCCUGGACGCCCUGCUGCCCCUGUACAUGAGCAGCUGCCUGCUGCGCUCGCUGCAGGAGGCGCUGGCCUCCGAGCUGGCUGCCCGCAUGAACGCCAUGAACAACGCCUCGGACAACGCCAAGGAGCUGAAGAAGGGCCUGACCGUGCAGUACAACAAGCAGCGCCAGGCUAAGAUUACCCAGGAGCUGGCGGAGAUUGUGGGCGGUGCCGCCGCCACCUCGGGCUAAAUGCCUGGGCUCUUGGGCUCGGUGUGUGGGCUUGUGGGAACGGACGAGUCGCGGCGAUGACCUGUAUGGAGCCUUGUUGCGCGAGGGUGAGGCUUGGCCAGGGAAGAGCCGGCAGAGGGGCGGGGCGUGGCCUUGGAGCUGCUGGCACGCCCCGGGGUUGCUGGCGCCGUGAAUUUGCGUGGUUGGUGCGGGGAGCAAGUGCUGCUGCCCGCGCCGGCUGCGGCAGGUUGGGCAUGGGGUCGGCGCCGUUGGUGGCGACUGACGGUGGUGUGAUGUGGAUCAGGCGGUGGGCAUGGGCGGCGGGCCGUGCUGCGGCUGCGCACCCUUGGACAUUCUUAGAGAAGAGUAAUUCAACACGAUUGCUGUAUUGCUGAUUGCAAUUGUCAGCCAAUCCGUGUCAAUUUUGUAACCCGUUUCCGAGUGAUCGACGGGAGGCAGCGAGGGUCCGUUGCAGGGCUUCGUGAUUGCUUUUCCGCGCUCUCCCUCAAAUCGUAGAGAGAAGACGAGCAUUACUGCUGCGGCUGUGCAUGGAGCCGGAGGUGAAGACAACGGCCUGUGUGCCGACAUGAGGCGAUGCAUGUAAGGCAUUAUGGCUGAAUGGGCUCCUGACUUUAACAACAGCAGUUUAGCUGUUUAGGCGGGCAGCACUGGCCUCAGCAGUCUCAGCAAUGCACGCAGGGGGCCGGUAACCCCACCUGAAACAGACCCUGCAGACCCCAUGGUCCAAAUGAAAAGAACUCGACGUGAGCGUUCAGGAUCUGUUGCAGAGGUGGGUGAAAGUUUCGUCACAUGGCGUGUGGGUGGGGCUGCCGGAUUUCGUUUCCGCGCUCAGGACCCCCAUCUGAACGCUCCACCCCAUAACACAAGCGCCAGUAAGAUACGAGCACUGAUUACCAUGUAAAGCAUUUGCAGU